AAAGAAUCGAUAAGCUAUUGUAUAAAAAUGAUAAACAGGGAGAUAUACAACCAUUGUAGUGUUAGGUCUCGUGCAGUGAGUGGCGAUCAUAUGAUGCACAGAAUGAUUCUGUUGGUGGUUGGGUUGCUGGGGCUCGCGAGUGUGGGAAGUGCGCAAAUAGUGCAACUAGGACAAUGUAGCUCAAUAAGUUCGAUGCAAGACUUCGUUUUGAACUCGUUUAUCGGACCAUGGUACGAAAUUGGCAAGUCGUCGGCGUCGAAUGCCGACUGUUCCAGCCUGGCGUUCACCGUCGGCGCCGACAAUGCCAUCUCUUACUCCAACCCGUCGGUGGUGAACAACUUCCUGCAGACCUCUACUGGCACGGCCACUCUUACUGCUGGCACGGCCCAGUUUACCAUAACGUUGACUGAUCCUACCACCCAAUUUAACUUCUGGGUGCUCGGAUCUGACUAUAAUAACCACGCCAUUGCCAUACACUGUAUUGAUCUUAGCACAACACAACGAGAAUUAAUCAUUUGGCAACUGGGCCGAGCAGUCAACUCGUAUGACACCCCAGCAACUUUGGCUGCGGCCAAUACCCUGCUCGCUCCCCUCGAUCUCAGCGUGAGCGACCUGACAGCCAUCGACCAUUCUACGACAGCCUGCACUCAGCUGCCCGUGAUCGGGGCAAACCAGCCUGUGAUACUGGAUGGACUGUGUAACACUGCUUCCAUACCAGUCGUACAAAAUUUUGACGUAACCCGCUUCACAGGCGUAUGGCACGAGACUUCGAGUUACUAUUCCGCUAACGCAGUUGGAACUUGCGCAAGGGCCGAAUACACGCUAGUAGGAACGACAAUCAACGUCGUUAACAGCCAAGUACUCAACCAGCGACUGGAAACAGUUACUGGAACUGCAACACUCAUCGGCACCGACCAAUCUGGAAGACUAAGCGUGAAUUUGAAUGUAGCAGGAGCGCAAGUUAAUCAAGAACUGCUAAUCCUGGAAACUGACUACACCACCUUCGCUGUAUCGUAUACUUGUGUUGAUAUAUCAACAACCCAGAGACAAGUGUUCGCUUGGAUCUUAAGCAGAGAUCAACAAUUGGCCGCCGAUUCACAAAUUGAAGUCAACAGAGUGAUCGCCUCUCUUCUCGAUUUGAACACCGCGUAUUUCCAAGCCUCCGACCAGAGUGUGAAUGGCUGUUUCUACUUCCCCGUUCACCAAUCAGGACAGCGUGUGGUUUUUCCUGGCACUUGUGAUGACGCCAUCGCUGCCGUUCCCAACUUUAACCUGGCCACGUUCACCGGCACAUGGCAUGAAGUAGAAGCCUAUCCAAAAGAGGAACAGACCGGAACCUGCGUCAACCACGUAUUUAGCACAGGCAUUGGCAACACCCUGAAUUUGGUGACUAACCAGGUUGUUGAUCGAACAUUAACUUCGUCUACUGGCAACGUUAUGUUGGUCUCUACUGAUGGAAGUGGUAGACUCGUACUCACUAUGGUUGCUGGCGGACAAAUUAUCGAAUCCCCUUACUGGAUCCUGGCUACGGAUUACGAGAACUACGCUUUGGCCUACAGUUGUGUUGAUCUGGAUACUGCUAUUGCAAGUAGAGCAGUGUACAGUUGGAAACUGAGCAGGAACCAAAUCCUGUCACAGGCCUCGGCCGAUCUUAUCACAACCGCUAUGAAUCAAGUUCAAGUAUUGGAUCAACAGUACUUUGAAACUAUUGACCAAUCUGCUGAUGGGUGCUUCGUUUACCCCGAUAUCCCUGCUGGCAAUCCUGUCAUUCUAGAAGGAGAGUGUGGAACUGUUACGCCAGUGGCAAACUUCCAAGCUACGCAAUUCAACGGAACAUGGUACGAGAUUGCCCGGUUUGCCUCUGCUCGCCAGAGCGGCAACUGUGCCGCAAGCCAGUUCGAGUCCACUACUGAGAAUACCCUCACGUUGACCCAGACCAUAGUCUACAACGAGCGACUGAUUACAGUGUCAGGCACUGCCACUGUGGCUGCUGACGGCAGUGGAACCUUGAUUGCUACUCUUAGCGAUGGAGCUGGCCUUUCCUACACAACGACCUUCUAUAUCUUGGAUACCGACUACAAUGAAUAUGCUUUGCUGUAUGGCUGCGAAAACGUUCAAGGCACUAACAAUAGACAAAUCUACAGUUGGAAACUCAGCAGAUCGCAAUUAGGCUUCUCGCAGGCUGCCAAUGAAAGAAUAUCUCAAGUGAUCACCGACACCUUAGACCUUUUAGAAAGUUAUUACCAGACUACUGGUCAAACUAAUUCGGACUGCUUCUAUUACCCGGUCUUUGAAGGGACCCCUGAGGCUAUUGUUUUGCCUGGCGCCUGCCCCGUUGUCACCGGUGUGACCGGUUUCAACCCUACUAAUUACCUUGGCCACUGGUACGAUGUCGCCAGAUAUCCCAUCGAAUCUCAGUUUGGCACCUGCCCGCGAGCAGAGUACUCUCUUGUUGAUGGCGUUGUCACCAUUAGGAACACAAUGGUUGUCAACGAAACUCUGAGGGUACAGAAUGCUAUCGCUCGCCUUUCAGCUACGGGCACUGGACUCCUUGCUGUUACAGUUGUGUUGGAAAACGGAGAGGAAUCUGUACUGCCAACCUAUAUCCUUGGCACUGACUACACUUACUCCCUAGUUUACGCCUGUCGUAACCUAGGCGAUGGUACUAGUAGAGUCUACAGUUGGAAACUGAGCAGAACCCCGGUCCUGACUGUUGAAGCAAAUAAUGCCAUCAACACCAUCAUCAGCAACGUCCAGGGUCUGCUCGGAGAUUAUUACCAGACACAAACCCACACAGACCAGGACUGCUUCUACCUACCAGAACCAGUACCUGGAGAAUCUGUGUUGUUCCCUGGAGCCUGCGCAGAAGUAACUGGCAUGCAGGGAUUCGAAGCUUCUCUGUACCUAGGCUGGUGGCAUGAGAUCGAACGCUACCCCUCCGAAGGCUCCCCGGGCCAGUGCACCAGCGCCACCUUCGCGCAAGCAAGCGACGGCGCGUACAACGUCAUCGAGACCAGCGUUUACGAUAACGUGGCCAAUGAGACCACAAGCAGCGCCGUCAUCACUCAGAAUGGACUCAUCACGGUCACUAGAGAUGGAGCCACUACUCAAUGGACUGUGCUCGGUACGGACUACAACACGUAUUCGCUUCUCUAUUCUUGCGAGAAUGUGCUGACUGAAUCGGGUACAUAUCGGCGAGUAUGGAGUGCUAAACACAGCAAAGCUCGCGAUCUAACUGCCGCAGCCACAGCUGCCAUGCAGCCCCUUAUUGAAGCCAACCCAGUCCUGCACGAUCAGUUCUAUGAGGCUGUCGACCAAUCCGAUGCAACCUGCUUCCACUAUAGGGAUGACGCUAGUACACAAGUUAUCUUAAGUGGCCAAUGCGAUACCAGUAUCCCUGUGCAAGCAAACUUCGAUAUAUCGCAAUUCUCAGGUACAUGGUAUCACAUUGAAAGAUACCCUUACACAGCCAAUAACGACGGCCAAUGCAUCGGAACUAGGUUAGAAGUUGAUGGUGACAGCGUCUCAGUGCAGCACUGGGAAGUUCACGACGAAACUCUUCAUGUUAGAGAAGGCACUGCUACUGUCAACGGUGCUACGGUCACAGUCAGAUUACCUGUUGAAGGCAGUGAAGAAUCUGUGCCUGUGGAAGUCCUCAUUCUAACAACGGACUAUGAAGGAUAUGCUUUGGCAUAUACUUGCACUAAUAUCAAUUCCUUCCAGAGAAUAGUCGGUGCGUUCAAGCUGAGUCGCGCCCGCACACUAAACAAUGAAGCCCGAUACGCCAUCGAGACCUACAUGGGCACGAGGGAAGAACUCCACCAACCCUACUUCAUCAGCAUCUCGCAACACGACGACUGCGAUGAACCCAGCUCCGCCCUUCUCGUCAAGAGCAGUAUUAUUGUCAUGCUAGUCUCCGUAUUCCUACAUUUAGUCAUGUCGACAGGCGCCUUCUCCUUAACACCGAGGGCGGCCCUAGAUGCACUGCUGGACAUUAUACCACUCCAUCUGCAGGUGCAAAAGGAGGCCAAGCAGUGCGUCUACAGAAUAUGCACGCUAAAUAGGCCAAAAUGGCGCUCUCAAGCAUUAGACAAACUAAAGGCCUGGGUUUUUGCAAAUACAACCCUUAUCAUGCCCACUGAUGACACGCACACCGAAUGUCAGUUCACCAAACUAGAAAUACCUCCUAGAGACAAAUGGACUAACAACCAAAUGUACGUCGAAGAGGGAAGCCACAUCUGGUACACGGAUGGUUCACAGAAAGGAAAUGAUGUAGGAUGUGGGAUCUAUGGUGAGAGACCUAAGCUCAGAGCUAGCGUCAGCAUGGGCACAAAGACCUCAAUCUUCAAGGCAGAAGUCUUCGCCAUCAACAAAUUGGUGGGUUCAUUAGUGAGCGGGAACAAUAAUGAUCUCAUGAUGUUGACAUUAAUAAUAGGUUUUAGUAUUUUAGGUCUGUUAGGAACUAGUGCUCAAAUUAUCCAGGAUGGACAGUGUAACCCGGAUAUUACUGUACAAGCAGGCUUCAAUAUUGACAAUUUCCUUGGCACCUGGUACGAAGUUUCCAGAACUGACAAUCCCCAGCAAGUCGGAGACUGUUCUCGGCUUAGCCUGACCAGUGAUGAAGGCGUGAUUAGCAUCAGUUAUGAGUCCGUGAACCGGAACUUUUAUGAGGAGAUCAAUGGCACCGUCAGCCAGGAAGAGGGGAACGCUAAACUAUCUCUUAACUUAAAUGGAUUAUCUGAGCCUGUCGAUUUUUGGGUUCUGAUGACGGACCAUUCCACUUACGCUCUCACUUACCAAUGUGUCAACAUAAACGCAAAUCAAAGAGCUGUAUACAUCUGGCAACUGGGCAGGGGCCAAACAUUCACUGAAAUAUUCCUUGCUCUGAUGAACACUAGCCUGAAUAAUCUUGUCGGCAUCACCUUAGCUGAACUAAGAUCCACGGAUUUCGGCGAAGAAGCCUGUUACGAGCUACCCGUGAUCGAAGAGAACCAACCCAUUCUGCUUCCUGGGCAAUGUGAUUCGACCAUACCCGUUGUAGACUCUUUAGAUGUUGAAAGAUUCACCGGAUUGUGGCACGAAAUAUCAAGCUACCACUCUGAUAGCGCCCUCGGAACCUGUGCCAGAGCUGAGUACACCCUGGAAGGUGGCGUGGUCAACGUUGUGAACAGUCAGGUGGUCAACCAGGGACUGGAAACUAUCACGGGAACGGCGACGGUUAUAGAUGCCAACGGUGGCGGGAAAUUGUCGGUGACUUUGGAGGUAGCUCCUGGUGUAUUUGCAGAUCAAGAACUUUGGGUAUUAGCCACAGAUUACUCCGAUUAUGCAAUAUUGUACAGUUGCAUUGACCAGCCAAAUAACCAGAAACGAGUGUACAGUUGGAUAACCAGCCGAACGAGAGUACAAACCGAUGCCGCCCGGGCAGUUGUCACAGAAGUGGUGGACUCGAUUAUGGACCUUAACAACGCGUAUUACGACCUAACCGACCAAACGGACGACGGGUGUUUCUACUACCCUGACCAUGUGGUCGACCAGCCCGUGGUCUUCAGAGGCUCUUGCGAUAUGAACAUACCUGCUAUGGCUAAUUUUGAUGCUGAAAGAUAUAUGGGAUUAUGGCACGAAAUCGAAUCAUAUCCUUCCGUCUUCCAAACUGGCACUUGCAAUAAUGCGAGGUACACACUAGACGCGGAGCUUGGCAUCGUCGAUGUAUUCAAUACUCAAGUUAUUGACCAAGCCCUGGAUACCAUUCGCGGAAUCGCCACCGUAGCACCCGAUGCAGAUGGUACUGGAAAGCUGAUUGUCUCGUUUCCAAUUGCUGGAACACCGUUGACAACUUCAACUGACUACUGGGUGUUGGAUACCGACUAUGACAACUACGCUAUAGUUUAUACUUGCUACAACAUUGACCCCGACACAAGAGGAGUAUGGAGUUGGAAGCUCAGCCGAUCCAAAGAGCUAUCAGCCGAGGCCAAUACAGCGAUCAAUACAGUAAUUGCUUCAAUAACUGUUUUGGACGAUCGUUAUUACCAAACGAGAGAUCAAAGCGCCGAUGGAUGCUUCUACUAUCCCGUACCCGAGCUUGGCGUUCCUGUGGUCUUCCCGGGACAAUGCGAUGACGGAAUCGCUGCUGUUCCUAACUUUAAUUUGUACGCUUUCCAAGGAGUUUGGCACGAGAUUGAAAGUUAUCCGAAGAUCGAACAAACCGGAGAGUGCAUCAGCCAUGAUUUCACGCAAGGCACGGGCACAACGUUAAAUCUUCAGUCUUCACAAAUUAUUGACCAGUUCCUGGCAAUUUCCUCAGGGAAUGUAGCUUUUACUUCUAAUGAUGGAAGUGCCAGAUUGGUAAUAACUAUAGUCUCAGAUGGUCAGGUUAUUGAAAUUCCUUAUUGGAUCCUGAACACUGAUUACACUGGCCAUGCAUUGGCUUACAGCUGUGUGAACAUUAAUAGCGAUUAUAGAGGAAUAUGGAGCUGGAAGCUUAGCCGAAUAAAGGAGCUCUCUUCAUCGGCUAGCACAAUCAUCGAUGAAGCUAUAUCCAACAUUGACGUGCUUGGCAACGACUAUUAUGAAGGCGUGGACCAAUCAGAUCCAGCCUGCUUCUACCUGCCUGACCUGGAGCCUGGCGAGCCUGUUGUGAUCGUUGGACAGUGUCAGGCUAACAUUCCUGUUGUACAAAACUUUAACGCUGAUAUGUUCGCCGGCCGCUGGCGUCUAAUAGACAGCUACCCGGUCGACUCCUCAACCGGAACAUGUGACGAUACGACAUACACAGUUGACGGAGAAUAUCUGCGUGUAGUCCACACUCAGGUCAUCAACGAACGACUGGACACCAGCCAAGGGUACGCUAAUCUAGUGGCAAUUGGCAAUGAAGGGAAAUUCUUAGUUACUUAUCCUGAUGCUGACCCGAUUGAAUAUUGGGUACUUGAUACAGACUACACCUCAUUUGCAAUUAUGUACGCCUGUGAAAAUAUAGACAGUGAAUGGAGACGAGUAUGGAGUUGGAAGAUGAGUCGCACCACAGAACUAACGGAGGCAGCUGUGACUAGCAUUAACCAGAUAAUCGAUAGCGUCGACGUCCUGAACAACCGCUACUACCAAGAGGUGGAUAACACUGACGCCGGCUGUUUCUACUACCCCUACGCCGAUGGCAACCCCGUCGAGUUCAGGGGCCAGUGCAAUGAGAGCAUCCCUGUUGUGACUAAUUUCAAUGUUGAUAGGUACAUGGGUCUGUGGUACGAUAUCGAGAGCUAUCCUCAAGAGUUCCAAGACAGAACCUGCGCAACCGCCACCUACACGCUUAAUGGCGUCGUGGAGGUAUACAACACUCAAGUCGUUAAUGAAACUUUGGACUACAUCUAUGGAAGCGCUGUGCCCGACAACGACGAUGGGUUAGCUAAGUUGCUUGUGACUUUCCCUAUCGCUGGAACUGACUCUUAUAUUACCUCUCCAUACUGGGUGCUGGAUACGGAUUAUGAUAAUUAUGCAUUAGUCUACGCAUGUAUCAACCUCGGUUCCGACUCUCGCGCAGUAUCAAGUUGGAAGCUCAGCAGACAGAAGACCUUAUCAGCGGCAUCAGAAACUGCAAUCAGCGCAGUAUUAGACAGCGUCCAAGUACUCAGCCAGGAAUAUUUCGUGACAAGAGACCACACUGAUGAUGGGUGCUUCUACUACCCCGAACCGGAGACAGGCAAGCGUGUGGUGUUCCCGGGACAGUGCGAUGAGAGUAUCCAAGCGGAGCCGGAAUUUAAUUUGGAUCGAUUCUCAGGACUAUGGCACGAAACAGCCGCCUACCCCAAAGAAGAAUCGGAGGGUCAUUGUAUCAACUACGAGUUCACGACUACGACUGCAGAUUCUUUCAGUCUGUACACAACUCAAGUCAUUGGUCUAGAUCUGGAUGAGACUAACGCGACCGUAGUAAGGACGUCUACUGACAACAGCGCUAAAUUCACUAUUACUCUUACAUCUGAUGGCAACAAUAUCGAGAUUCCUUAUUGGAUUUUGGCAACUGACUACGACAACUAUGCUCUAACGUAUAGCUGCAAGAACAUCGAUUCUAACUAUAGAGAAGUAUACAGUUGGAAAUUAAGUCGCACUAAGGAAAUGUCAGAAGCAUCAGAAAACGCCGUCAGCGCGGCCAUGUCGGGCAUUCAAGUCUUAGAUGAGCGCUACUACGAAUUGACCAGCCAAAGCGAUUAUUCCUGCUUCUACCUGCCUGUGCUGGCCCCAGAGGACCCUGUCAUCUUCGUUGGACAAUGCGACCCUAAUAUUCAAGUCGUUCAGAAUUUCGAUCCGACGAGGUACGAAGGUCGCUGGCGCCUCAUCGCGAGCUACGCUUCAGAAUUCCAAACUGGCACCUGUAACGACGCCACGUACACCGUUCAGAACGAUGGCUCCGUCUUAGUUUACAACACGCAAGUCAUCAACGAGGCUCUGGACACUAUCACCGGUUCAGCUGUGCUAGCCACUGCUGACGGCUCUGGAAAGCUACUUGUGACCUUCCCUGGAGCGCCUGAACCCGUCGAGUACUGGAUUUUGGACACUGACUAUGAGUCAUACGCGUUGGUCUACAGUUGCGUCAAUCUGAAUAGCGAUCAAAGACGAGUAUGGAGUUGGAAGAUGAGUCGCACCACAGAACUAACGGAGGCAGCUGUGACUAGCAUUAACCAGAUAAUCGAUAGCGUCGACGUCCUGAACAACCGCUACUACCAAGAGGUGGAUAACACUGACGCCGGCUGUUUCUACUACCCCUACGCCGAUGGCAACCCCGUCGAGUUCAGGGGCCAGUGCAAUGAGAGCAUCCCUGUUGUGACUAAUUUCAAUGUUGAUAGGUACAUGGGUCUGUGGUACGAUAUCGAGAGCUAUCCUCAAGAGUUUCAAGAUGGAACCUGCGCAUCUGCCACCUACAGGCUUAACGGUGUCGUGGAGGUAUACAACACUCAAGUCGUUAAUGAAACUUUGGACUACAUCUAUGGAAGCGCUGUGCUCGACAACGACGAUGGGUUAGCUAAGUUGCUUGUGACUUUCCCUAUCGCUGGAACUGACUCUUAUAUUACCUCUCCAUACUGGGUGCUGGAUACGGAUUAUGAUAAUUAUGCAUUAGUCUACGCAUGUAUCAACCUCGGUUCCGACUCUCGCGCAGUAUCAAGUUGGAAGCUCAGCAGACAGAAGACCUUAUCAGCGGCAUCAGAAACUGCAAUCAGCGCAGUAUUAGACAGCGUCCAAGUACUCAGCCAGGAAUAUUUCGUGACAAGAGACCACACUGAUGAUGGGUGCUUCUACUACCCCGAACCGGAGACAGGCAAGCGUGUGGUGUUCCCGGGACAGUGCGAUGAGAGUAUCCAAGCGGAGCCGGAAUUUAAUUUGGAUCGAUUCUCAGGACUAUGGCACGAAACAGCCGCCUACCCCAAAGAAGAAUCGGAGGGUCAUUGUAUCAACUACGAGUUCACGACUACGACUGCAGAUUCUUUCAGUCUGUACACAACUCAAGUCAUUGGUCUAGAUCUGGAUGAGACUAACGCGACCGUAGUAAGGACGUCUACUGACAACAGCGCUAAAUUCACUAUUACUCUUACAUCUGAUGGCAACAAUAUCGAGAUUCCUUAUUGGAUUUUGGCAACAGACUACGAUAACUAUGCUCUAGCGUAUAGCUGCAAGAACAUCGAUUCCAACUAUAGAGAAGUAUACAGUUGGAAAUUAAGCCGCACUAAGGAAAUGUCAGAAGCAGCAGAAAACGCCGUUAGCGCGGCCAUGUCGGGCAUUGAAGUCCUAGACGAGCGCUACUACGAAUUGACCAGCCAAAGCGAUUAUUCCUGCUUCUACCUGCCCGUGCUGGCCCCAGAGGACCCUGUCGUCUUCGUUGGACAAUGUGACCCUAAUAUUCAAGUCGUUCAGAAUUUCGUUCCGACGAGGUAUGAAGGUCGCUGGCGCCUCAUCGAGAGCUAUGCUUCAGAAUUCCAAGAUGGUACCUGCAAUGACGCUACGUACACCAUUCAGAGCGAUGGCUCCGUCUUAGUUUACAACACGCAAGUCAUCGACGAGGCCUUGGACACUAUCACCGGUUCUGCUGUGCUAGCUACCGUUGACGGCUCUGGAAAGCUACUUGUGACCUUCCCUGGAGCACCGGAACCCGUGGAGUACUGGAUUUUGGAUACAGACUAUGAGUCAUACGCGUUGGUUUACAGUUGCGUCAACCUGAACAGCGAUCAAAGACGAGUAUGGAGUUGGAAACUCAGUCGAUACACCAGCCUGACCGACGCCGCCGUGGCCGCGAUCGAGAACAUCGUCGGCUCCGUGAACGUUCUCGCCGACCGCUACUACUCGACGAUGGACCACUCGGCCGCCGGUUGCUUCUACUUCCCGGUGCCUGACGGCAACCCAGUGACGUUCCGUGGCGAGUGUGAUGACAGCGUCAGGGUUGUUGAAAACUUCGACAUAGAGAGGUAUAUGGGCCUCUGGUACGACAUCGAGAGCUACCCUCAGGCGUUCCAAGACGGCACGUGUGCCACCGCCACCUACACCCGUACAGGCGAUGGCGUGCUUGUGUAUAACACGCAAGUCGUCGAGCAACUUCUGGAUAACAUGAACGCUACAGCUGUGCCCGCGGCCGACGACGGUCUCGCGAAGUUCAUCGUCACCUUCCCUGUACCUGGUACUGACUUGACAGUGGACGCACCAUAUUGGGUUUUGGAUACUGACUACGACAGCUACGCUCUCGUCUACUCGUGCAGUCAAAUAAAUGAUGAAUACAGAAAUGUAUCCAGUUGGAAACUCAGCCGCUCACAAGAACUAACACCGGCUGCCCAGACUGCCAUUAACGCUGUAAUAGACAACGUGCAGGUGCUAGCCGACCAGUACUACAACCCGCGAGGCCACACUGAAGAAGAGUGCUUCUAUUACCCUGACAACUUCGGGGGACCGGUAUUGCUGAACGGACAGUGCGAGGCACAAAAUGUUGUACAAAACUUUAAUCUCAAUUUGUUUGCUGGCACAUGGCACGAAACAGCACGCUUCCCAUCUGACUAUCAAACCGGUGAAUGCGCCACCAACGAGUUUGUCGUCAACCAGAACUCCUUCGUAUGGACUCAGACCAUAGUGUAUAAUGAAAGGUUGACCACGGUGUCCGGACCAGCGGUUGUAGCUAGCGAUGGAAGUGGUAUUAUUACUGCUACAUUACAGAAUGAUGAAGGAGUCUCCGUUGAAGUGACGCUUUACGUCUUGGACACCGACUACACGGAAUACGCGUUGCUAUUUAGUUGUGUGGAUAUAGACGACACUAGCAAACAAAUUUACAGUUGGAAAAUGAGUCGCUCCAGAUCUGGUCUCUCUCAAUCAGCCAACGACGCCAUAGAUGAAGUGGUCAAUAGAAACGUGGACCUUCACGAGAAUUACUACGAACUCACUGAUCAGAGCAAUGAUGGCUGCUUCCACUAUCCAGUCUUUGACGAACCACCUUCAGCUAUCGUGUUACCAGGUCCUUGCGAUGAAAGGAUUCAGGCCAAAGCCGACUUUGAAGUGAAUGCUUACCUCGGAAGAUGGUUCGAAGUAUCCAAAUACCCGCAAAGGGAUCAAGUUGGUGAAUGCUCCCGAGCGCACUACAGCCCUGGGCAAGGUGAUGCCCCAGUAGAUGUGAGGAACACAAUCGUCUACAACCAGACCCUGGAGACCAGGGAGGGAACGGCAGUGCUACACAGCACUGAUGGAAGCGGUCUUUUGUGGGUCACAUUCGUUCUUGGUGAUGGAGUGGUCGUGGAAAGUAACUACUAUGUUCUCGAAACCGACUACACAAGUUUCGCCCUCGUCUACAGCUGCAGGGACUUAGACAAUGGCGACAGUGAAGUAUACAGCUGGAAGCUCAGCAGAGAGCAGACGCUCAGCGACGCAAGCAACAACAUUAUCGAUGACGUCAUCAGGAACACAAGAGGUCUCUUAGAAGAUUACUACGUACCGACCAGCCAAAGUGACGAGGACUGCUUCUACGUGCCCGAACUGAAUGAAAACGCUGCACUGCACUUUAGGGGACAAUGUGAAAGUGUCUCCGGUGUAGAAGGAUUCGAUGUGUCUCGGUACGCGGGCUGGUGGCACGAGAUUGAGCGGUUCCCCACGGACGGUAACCCUGGCGAUUGUACCAGCUCUCAAUACACCAGCGUCGGCAACACCAUUCAAGUGGUCGAUACCAGUGUGUUCGACCUCACGGGACAGAUCACCACCGGAACUGUCGUAGCUAGCAGCAAUGGCGUCCUAACCAGGACCCUGAGCAAUGGACAAGUCGAAGAAUUGGUUGUUUUGGCAACGGAUUACGAGACGUAUUCGCUGUUGUACUCCUGUUCCAAUAAUGACGAUGGAGAAUACAGGCGAGUAUGGAGCGCUAAACACAGCAAGCAGCAAGAACUGACAGAAGCAGCAGAAACCGCGAUGGCGCCUAUAAUUGAAGCCAACCAAGUGCUAUACCCGCAAUUCUACCUGACGGUUGAUCAGUCUGACGACGCUUGUUUCCAUUAUCCUGAAGCGUCGGGCGAAAAGGUCAUACUUCGCGGACAGUGUGAUGACGACAUACCAACUGUUCCGGACUUUGACGUGCCUGCGUACACUGGCGACUGGUACCUCAUCGAACAAUACCCCAACCCUCACGUCUCCGAUGCCGGCACGUGCGUUGGCGCUCGCUACACGUACGACUUCGAGACGGAAGAGAUCUCGGUUCUCCACUGGGAGGUCGUGGGAGGAGACCUUACCUCGAUUAAUGGUACCGCGAGGACUGAUGGCGCGAACAUGAUUAUAACUAUGGCGGUCGCGGACAGCGAUGACACUACAACAACAGAGUUGAAAAUCCUGCAGACGGACUACGCCUCUUACUCCUUGGCGUACACUUGCACUAACGUUAACCAGUUCCAACGCGAAGUGACUGCCUUCAAGUUCAGCAGAACGCGCUCCUUACCAGCGAGCGCUGUAACUGCCAUCACCUCUUAUAUGGCGACACGACAAGAGCUUGACCAACGGUACUUCAUCUCGGUGGAACAAGACGAAGACUGCCUCGAACCCAGCUCCGCGCUUUUGGCCCGCGGCAGUUUUCUAGUUUUACUAGUUUGCGCUGUUUUGCAAAUGUUCAUGUAAUUUAUAAGUGGGAGAAGCGAGAAAUC
Messenger RNA from Cydia amplana, 13133 nucleotides. RefSeq lists its product as uncharacterized. The transcript is spliced from 72 exons. Gene Ontology annotation, cellular component: cytoplasm. The coding region runs from base 28 to 13107 and encodes 4359 amino acids. The record is from RefSeq and is a predicted model, not a curated record. Gene Ontology annotation, molecular function: pigment binding. Gene Ontology annotation, biological process: lipid metabolic process; response to reactive oxygen species. NCBI's taxonomy places the organism in Eukaryota, Metazoa, Arthropoda, Insecta, Lepidoptera, Tortricidae.